Sipha flava (yellow sugarcane aphid) is the source of this 2631-nucleotide messenger RNA. Its product is annotated as acetylcholinesterase-like. Gene Ontology annotation, cellular component: plasma membrane. The record is from RefSeq and is a predicted model, not a curated record. Bases 278 to 2305 code for a protein of 675 amino acids. The transcript is spliced from 6 exons. Lineage: Eukaryota; Metazoa; Arthropoda; Insecta; Hemiptera; Aphididae. Gene Ontology annotation, molecular function: acetylcholinesterase activity. Gene Ontology annotation, biological process: choline metabolic process; acetylcholine catabolic process.
CCUUAGUCCGAGUGUCAGUCGUUAGCCGUCGCUCGUAUCGUACCACAAACACAAGUUCAUUCUACACAUUUCUAGAUAAUAGUGACGAGAUUGUUAUAAUUCUCGAAUUAAUUUUAUUCUUUUGAUAAUAUUAAUUUUUUUCAGAUUUGGUGAGAGUAUGAAUAUUGUGUGUUUUUAUUUAUGAUUUAGAUUAAGCCUGCCGAUUGGUUGAACUUUUACCAAUAACUUUUAUUUUGAUGAGCGAACUUACCGGGAAUUCGAAAAUAGGUAUUUGAAAAUGGCCCAGUGGCUGCUGUGGUUUGGCUAUUUAGUAGCCUCUAGUCAUGGGCUUUCCUUGCGUCAUGCCAGGCAUCAGAGUGUCGGGACACCAACAGCGGAAGAAAUUCUGGAACCACAGAUUUUAAUCGAAGACACCGACCAUGUGUUCAGACAACGAGCGUCGGAUAUGUUCGCCCAAGAACCAGAAUAUGUGGAAAAACGGAAUCUAAACCAUCGACGAAGGUCUGAGUUCGAAGGAAAUCAGGAUAGUGGUUUUGAAUCUUCUGGGGAGACGUACAGUGCAUACACAACGGAUGAUCCAUUGAUAAUUCAUACGACCAAGGGUAAGAUCAGAGGGAUUACGCAGACGGCAUCGACCGGCAAGUUAGUGGACGCCUGGUUGGGAAUACCUUACGCGCAAAAACCACUAGGUGAUCUUAGGUUUAGGCACCCUCGUCCCAUGGACCCCUGGGACAAGACGAAUCCAGAGACGAUCCUUAACUGUACAACUCCUCCGAACACGUGCGUUCAAAUAUUUGACACGCUUUUCGGUGAUUUUCCUGGCGCCACGAUGUGGAACCCGAACUCACCGGUAUCAGAAGACUGUCUUUACAUCAACGUAGUGGUGCCAAAACCCAGGCCUAAGAACGCAGCGGUCAUGGUUUGGAUAUUUGGCGGAGGAUUUUAUUCCGGGUCCGCCACAUUGGAUAUUUAUGAUCCCAAGAUACUCGUGUCCGAAGAAAAUGUGAUUUUAGUGUCAAUGCAGUACAGGGUCGCGUCUUUAGGAUUUUUAUACUUUGACAUCGAAGACGUUCCGGGAAAUGCUGGACUUUUUGAUCAGCUAAUGGCCUUAAAAUGGGUGCACGAUAAUAUUCAUUUGUUCGGUGGCAAUCCUAACAAUGUGACACUCUUCGGAGAAUCCGCUGGCGCUGUUUCCGUUUCGCUGCACUUACUGUCGCCGCUGAGCAGGAAUCUUUUUAACCAAGCCAUCAUGGAAUCAGGAUCGUCAACAGCGCCUUGGGCAAUUUUGUCUCGUGAAGAAAGUUACAAAAGAGGAUUAAAACUAGCAAAGUCAUUGGGAUGUCCAGACGAUAGGCAGUCCAUUAGUAAAACGAUCGAAUGUCUGAGAAAGGUAAACAGCACAGAAAUCGUGGAAAAAGAAUGGGAUCACGUGGGUAUAUGUUUUUUCCCGUUUGUUCCGGUUGUCGACGGUGCUUUUCUGGACGACUAUCCGCAAAAAUCGUUGUCUACCAAUAAUUUUAAAAAAACCAAUAUACUCAUGGGAAGUAACUCGGAAGAGGGUUACUAUUCAAUAUUCUAUUAUUUGACAGAGCUUUUCAAGAAGGAGGAAGACGUGUUAGUGUCUCGUGAGGAUUUUAUAAAAGCUAUUGGGCAACUCAAUCCAAACGCAGACGCUGCAGUUAGGUCGGCUAUAGAGUUCGAGUAUACCGACUGGCUUAGCCCUAACGAUCCGGUAAAGAAUCGAAACGCUCUGGACAAAAUGGUCGGUGACUAUCAAUUCACGUGCAAUGUCAACGAGUUCGCCCAUAAGUAUGCAUUAACGGGAAACAACGUGUACAUGUAUUAUUUUAAGCAUCGUUCUUUAAACAAUCCGUGGCCGAAAUGGACAGGUGUGAUGCACGGUGAUGAAAUAAGUUAUGUAUUUGGAGAUCCGUUGAAUCCAACAAAAAAAUACGAAGUAGAAGAAAUUGAACUCAGUAAGAAAAUUAUGAGAUAUUGGACGAAUUUUGCUAAAACAGGAAAUCCAAGCAAAACACUUGAAGGGUCUUGGGUCACGCCCAAGUGGCCUGUACACACGGCGUAUGGAAAAGAGUUUCUAACAUUAGACACAAAUAACACUUCUAUCGGCGUUGGGCCAAGACUAGAACAAUGUGCUUUUUGGAAAAACUACGUUCCUGAUGUUGCGGCCAUUUCAAAGAGUAUGAAGUCUGACAGAAACUGUACUAAAAAUGGAGGGACCAAAACUAACAUGAUUGAGUUAUCGCUUUGGACAAUUUUAAUGACAACUGCAGUUAUGGUGUUAUGAAUUUCAUUUUGAUUCAUCUAAAAAUAAGUAAUAUAAACACACAUUUGUAUUAAUUUCAAGCUGUUGGCAACAAAAGAAACUUUGAAGACAAUUCAGUCUAGGCUACCGUUGGGCUUCCAGCAGGAACGCGCGCACAAAAUAAAAUUAAUUUUUUUUCUCUAAGAUUUAAAUAGGCCUAUUAAACGGCAAUAUUGCGCUAGUUGUUAGCCAAUCGGCCUUCGCGUGCGACGUUGGCAAUUUUCUUACACCGUACUUAGGCUUAAAACAUUUUUUUACCAUGUAUAUAACAAUUAUUAUUAUUAUUAUUAUUAUUAUUAUUAUAUACU